Messenger RNA from Astyanax mexicanus (Mexican tetra), 8561 nucleotides. RefSeq names its product eph receptor A7 (gene epha7). Gene Ontology annotation, molecular function: ATP binding; transmembrane-ephrin receptor activity; protein binding. Gene Ontology annotation, cellular component: plasma membrane; neuron projection. NCBI's taxonomy places the organism in Eukaryota, Metazoa, Chordata, Actinopteri, Characiformes, Acestrorhamphidae. The coding region runs from base 129 to 3215 and encodes 1028 amino acids. Gene Ontology annotation, biological process: protein phosphorylation; cell surface receptor protein tyrosine kinase signaling pathway; axon guidance. The transcript has 17 exons. The record is from RefSeq and is a predicted model, not a curated record.
UAUAGCUGCUGGAGCUACCAGAGCUGCUGGUUUUUUUAGAAGCACCGUCCAUGGACAGAUAGGGAUCGAGAUCGCAUUUCUUUUUUUUUUUUUCUUCAUUUCAGCUCACUUCCAACCGCAGCUGCACCAUGGUGUGCGCCCCGCUUCCCCGCCUGUGGACUAUAUUUUGCCUUCAUUCGUGUUUUUACGCGAUUAUUGGAGUAGCACAGAACACGAGAGAGGUGAUCCUGUUGGACUCAAAGGCGCAGCAGACAGAGCUGGAAUGGAUAGCUUCUCCUCCAAGCGGGUGGGAAGAGAUCAGCGGGCUGGACGAGAACUUCACCCCCAUCCGCACAUACCAGGUCUGCCAGGUCAUGGAGCCCAAUCAGAACAACUGGCUUCGGACUAACUGGAUAGAAAAGGGUGAUGCACAGAGGAUUUUUAUUGAGCUAAAAUUCACCCUGAGGGAUUGCAACAGCCUGCCCGGAGUGGUGGGCACUUGCAAGGAGACGUUCAACCUGUAUUACCAGGAGACGGACGUAGAGGUGGGCAGGAAUAUACGUGAAAGCCAGUAUGUAAAAAUAGACACCAUAGCGGCGGACGAGAGCUUCACGCAGGGCGACCUGGGCGAGAGGAAAAUGAAGCUGAACACGGAGGUGCGCAUCAUCGGGCCCUUGUCUCGCAGGGGCUUUUACUUGGCCUUCCAGGACGUGGGGGCCUGCAUUGCCCUCGUGUCCGUCAAGGUUUACUACAAGAAGUGCUGGUCCAUCAUCGAGAACCUGGCCACGUUCCCGGAUACAGUGACGGGCUCUGAGUUUUCCUCGCUGGUGGAGGUGGAGGGUGUGUGUGUCAGCGACGCCGAGGAGGAGGCCGACAACUCCCCCAAGAUGCACUGCAGCGCUGAGGGCGAGUGGCUGGUGCCCAUCGGGAAAUGUAUCUGCAAGGCUGGGUUUCAUCAGAAAGGCGAUGCGUGUGAACCCUGUGGCCGUGGCUUCUAUAAGUCUUCGUCUCAGGAUCUGCAGUGCUCGCGCUGUCCGGCCCACAGCUAUAAUGACAGGGAGGGCUCCUGGAGAUGUGACUGUGAGGAUGGAUACUACAGAGCGCUGUCUGACCCACCAUCCAUCGCCUGCACCAGGCCCCCUUCAGCUCCUCAGAACCUGGUCUACAACAUUAACCAGACCACCGUCACUCUGGAGUGGAGGCCGCCGGCCGACACCGGGGGCCGAAAUGACGUCACCUACCGGAUUAUCUGCCGCCGCUGCAGUUGGGAGCCGGAGGAGUGCGUCCCGUGCGGUGGAAACGUGGCUUACACGCCGCAGCAGAGCGGCCUCACCGACACCGAAGUCACAAUCAGCGAACUGCUGGCCCACGCCAACUACACCUUCGAAGUGGAGGCCGUCAACGGCGUCUCGGACCUUAGCCGCACACAGAGACUCUUCGCUGCUGUCAGCAUCGCUACCAGCCAGGCCGCUCCAUCUCAGGUCAGUGAGGUGAUAAAGGAGAGGGUGCAGGAGCACAGUGUCCAACUGUCGUGGCAGGAACCAGAGCAGCCCAAUGGAGUCAUCACCGAAUACGAGAUCAAGUACUAUGAGAAGGACCAGAAGGACCGCAUCUACUCCACGGUGAAGUCCAAGUCCACCUCAGCCACCGUCAACAACCUGAAGCCCAGCACGGCGUACGUGUUUCAGAUCCGAGCCUUCACCGCCGCCGGCUACGGCAUGUUCGGCCCCAGGCUGGAGGUCACCACCAGGGAGGAGUCGUCAGGUGCUGCCACAAUAGUGUCCAGCGAGCAGAACCCAGUCAUCAUCAUCGCAGUAGUGGCAGUAGCCGGCACCAUCAUCCUGGUCUUCAUGGUGUUUGGCUUCAUCAUCGGGAGAAGGUACGCUCUCGCGGGCCCGAUUGACUCUCCGCUCCUGCACUGCGGCUACAGCAAGGCUGACCAGGAAGGAGACGAGGAGCUCUACUUUCAGUUUAAAUUUCCAGGCACCAAAACCUACAUCGACCCCGAGACCUACGAGGAUCCCAACAGGGCCGUGCACCAGUUUGCCAAGGAGCUGGACGCGUCCUGCAUCAAGAUCGAGCGGGUUAUCGGCGCAGGCGAGUUCGGAGAGGUGUGCAGCGGCCGGCUGAAGCUUCCCGGGAAAAGGGACGUGCCCGUGGCCAUCAAGACUCUGAAAGUGGGCUACACAGACAAGCAAAGGCGGGACUUCCUGUGCGAGGCCAGCAUCAUGGGACAGUUUGACCAUCCGAAUGUGGUUCAUCUGGAGGGAGUGGUCACCAGAGGAAAACCAGUCAUGAUCGUAAUUGAAUACAUGGAGAACGGCUCGUUAGACGCCUUUCUCAGGAAGCAUGAUGGGCAGUUCACAGUAAUUCAGCUGGUGGGAAUGCUUCGAGGCAUCGCAGCUGGGAUGCGCUACCUCUCGGACAUGGGCUACGUGCACCGCGACUUGGCGGCGCGAAACGUCCUCGUCAACAGCAACCUCGUAUGUAAAGUCUCGGAUUUCGGCCUGUCCAGAGUGAUUGACGACGAUCCAGAGGCUGUCUACACCACAACGGGGAAGAUGCAGGAUGUAAUGAAUUUGAUGUUUCCUCCAGCCACUGACCUGCAUUUUACUGAACAGGGAGGAAAGAUCCCGGUUCGGUGGACAGCCACGGAAGCCAUCCAGUACCGUAAAUUCACAUCGGCAAGUGAUGUGUGGAGUUACGGCAUUGUCAUGUGGGAGGUCAUGUCCUAUGGGGAACGGCCUUACUGGGACAUGUCCAAUCAAGAUGUCAUCAAGGCUAUAGAGGAGGGUUAUCGUCUUCCGGCUCCCAUGGACUGCCCCCCUGGUCUCCACCAGCUCAUGCUGGACUGCUGGCAGAAGGACCGAGCCGACCGGCCCAAAUUUGACCAGAUAGUUGGCAUUUUGGAUAAAAUGAUCCGCAACCCCAACACCCUGAAAACUCCUGUGGGAACUACCACAAGACCCAUUAGCCCGCUGCUGGACCAGAACACGCCAGACUUUACCUCGUUCUGCUCGGUCAGCGAGUGGUUGGAAGCCAUUAAGAUGGAGAGAUACAAAGACAACUUCACUGCAGCUGGAUACAGCUCACUCGAGUCCGUCGCAAGGAUGACUAUCGAGGACGUGAUGAGUUUGGGGAUUUCUUUAGUGGGCCAUCAGAAGAAAGUCAUGAGCAGUAUACAGACUAUGAGAGCUCAGAUGAUUCACCUGCACGGGACAGGCGUCCAGGUGUGACGGACAACUGCGGGAGCCCCCUCUCCUCCCAACCGGGCGUGGGUGGGACGUCUGGAGAAAACCGACGUAAAUAAACUGCACCGGUUACGGGUGCCCUCAGAGGAUAAUCACGAACACUCAACAGAAACAAACUGAGAACAUGAAGCCUCUCUCUCUCUCCCUUGAAGAGUUGACUCUUCUGAAAGUAAUGGAAAUGGACCAUUCCUUUUAUUCUACAGCCGGGCUUUUUCCUUUAUUUGCCGCCUCUUUUGUGAGGAUGCCGGAAGAAGGAAAAAGCAAAGGAAGGAAGGAAAUGAGGGAGGAAAUACUACUACCUGGAUACAUUAAAAGCUCCGAAAGAAAAGCUCGUUAAGUAUCAGUGGAGAGACGGAGCGUUUUCUAGUAGUUUUUCGUUUUUUUCCCUUUUAUCUUUACGGACGGUUGAUUUGCUCUUUGAUGGUAUGGAUAUUUUUUACUAAAAAGGACAGAAGUGCACAAAAGAAGCAAAUCCAGCCGGUACAAAAAAACUAAAAAAAAAAAAAAAAACUGAGUGAGUUUGUUUAUUUUUUUUUUUAAAUGAUUAUUAUUUCUUUACAUUUCUUUUCAUAAUAGCCAUGUUCCAGCAGCUGUGGUUGGCUACAUUAGUUUCCCGCUUCACGUUUGACGGUUUGCCUUUUCGAAUUUCAGUGUGGCAUUGACAACAGGGUAAUUAAAAUGAAAUAAAAUAAAAAAAUAAAAAAUAUAUAAAAAUAGGAAUAAAUAAACAAAAUAACCAAGCAUCCGCUCUGUGGGCAGAGAGAGGCAGAAGCAGUGACUGAAUGUUGACAGAGGCUUGGCUUCUCAGGCCAGUUGCUAUUUGUGUACCGAGACUCUUUCAGCGCCGGAUCUGUCUGCAGCGAGUCGGAGCAGGAGCGCUUCAUUGUUUUUCCGCCGGGUGUGUUUUCAAAACCCUGGCCAACGUGAAGGCGGAUUCACGUUUUCUGAUACACCUCAACGUGUUGUUUUGUGUGAGACGUGAAAGGAUUACAAAGACAGUUGAAAACAACUGAGAACCACUCCAGAUGGACUCUUUCUUUUUUCUUUUUCUUUUUUACGCAAAGAGAACGAGAGAACAAGCGCUAUAGGUCCUUUCUUAUUUCUUUACCUGAUGUGAAAGGUUCUUAUCUGCAAUAUUUUUCCAUUUCCUUGCUCUUUUUGUCUCUUUCUAAUGUUAUUAUUUUAUGAGGUGUCUCCGUAUAGAUAGCACUAUUGAAGACUGUGUUUAAUAUAAAGGCGGUUCGAUCUAAAGCUAAUUAAUUGUUUUUUUGAUUUUUUUUUGCAGAUAUAUUGCAGAAUAGUUCAUAUUUGAGUUACUGCAGUCCCAGGCAGUCGCUUCUAGGUCCCAUAGUGUUAUUUCAGUUCAGGAGUGAUAAUACUUUACGCUUGUAGAGGCAGAUAUACACUCUGAGGAACGGCUUUUGAUGUUUAUGGGAUCAUUUUUUUUGCAGAUCAGUCUGUGCAGUCUCCCGCAGCGUAAGCAGGACUAGGUAGUUGGAGCUGAAGACGUAGACGAGAAGAGUUCCAUUAGCGCCUGGGAGAGGCUGAUCAAUCAGAGCAAUAAUAUUUGAGAUGGAACUUUCUUUGUGACGUUAAGGUGCUAUUGUAGAUUUUUAUCAUUUCGGCACGUCGCGGUUAACGACAGUACGUCGAUGAUCUUUAGAAAGGGAAAAGGUUUCCCAGUGUGUGGGUUUCCUCUUUUCCCCAAAGGCAGUGGGGAAACGAAAAAAAAAGUAAAAAACAAAAAAAAAACACACACAAACUCAGAAGAAUGUGUUUUCCCGUCCUCGUCAAUGUCGCUGUUCGCUGUUCUGCUGUUCUGCUCUUCUUCCUCAAGCCGGGCGCUCCAAGGAGGGAAUCCGCUCUUUUAGACGUGGUUAAAGCCAAUUUCUCGGUGCCAUGAAUCUCUAUGGUCUGGGUUUGACUCGUCCCCAGUAUUGUGUACGUCUUUAAAUCAACAGAUCAACCAUUUCCCCUUUUUUGCUUAGAGAGAGAGAAAGAGAGAGGGGGAAAAAACAACACUGGUAUUUCUAGUGGAUCGUGUGGUUACUUUAAAAUUACAGAGGAAGAAUAAUCACUGGUUUAUGCAGCACUGGAGAGGAAAUGCAACACACACUAAACUUGAAAAAAUGUUCAGGAUUGCUUUUUUUUUUUUUUUAUAUAUUAGCCGGGGGUUGGCAUCACCCUGUUUGAGCCCUUAAACUACAAUCCCUUAUGGUGGCAAAUCUAUUCAUGCUCCACAAAUGAGCAAAUGUGUUCUUUCAAAGAAGCAGUGUUGGGUGAUAUAUAUAUAUCGUCUAUAGCGGAAGGCAUGAUAUAUUGGCAUUCAGUUAUGGCAAUAUACAGUAUAUAUAUAAAAACAGUCCAGUCAGAUUAUUAUGGUCACCUCCUUGUUUCUCUAUUCUUUGUCCAUUUGAUCAGCUCCACUGAACAUGGAAGACAUUUUGUUGUUCUGCAAAGUCUCCUCCUUUCACUCUGUUCCUUUUAUGGUCAGAAACCAACAGGAUUUAAGGAUUCAAGGAGACUUUAUUGUCAUUCACAUCACAUGUGGUACAUGAGGUGGAAGGAAAUUGUAUGCUCACGAUCCUACCUGAGCUCGUACACAAUCUGUCCAAGCCCAAUCUGCCUCGCCCCAACUGUCAUUAUGAGCCUAAACUUGAUUUAAAUCCAACAUUUUUAGUAAGUGGAAUGCUAAUACUGACCUUUUUAACUACAAUUCUGAGUCGUUCCUAAUUCCCCAAAUUUUUCAUCAUUUUGUCUGCUGGCUGCAUCCACACCCACUCGUAGUUAGAAGAAUUCUGUGUGCGGUGUGGCAAAUGACAGAUGUGCAGAACUUUUCAUUUUAGUUACAUAGAAAGCUGUGGUUGUGCACAAGUGGUGGAGUUUUUUUUUGUGGUUUGUUACUUUGUAUAUUGAGAUUAUCACUCCAUAGCUCCAUAUAAAAUAAUACCAUUACAUAGUCCUACAUUACAGAUCAUUUUAUUUGAGCCCAACCCAACAAAGCCCGAGAAAAGUAUUAGGAAAUCUCAACCCGAGUUUGGGUUGGGCAUUGGGUCAGACUCAGCAGACAAUGUAAUCUCUAAUCUCUCUAUUCUCAGCACUGUAGUGAUACUGGAAUAAUGGUGGUGUGUCACUAUGUGUUGUGCUGGUGGUUACAUGUGGUUCUCAUAUUUAAAACUCUGAAACUGUAAAAAAUGGACAGUGGGUGUUUAAACAAGAGAGUGGUUCUAAUAUUCUGACUGGUCUGUGGCUUAUCUAAAGCACUCAUUGCUAGACUGGGCGCAUUUUACAGAAUGUAGGCAAAAUCUUACAAAACCUGAUUGCUUAGGUGGGAGAUUCCAUUCACUGGAAUACACUUGCUCCCCAAAAAAAGUCAGAUUCAUCAUAGCAAUGGCAUGUCAUAAUUUGAAAUGAAUAACAUGUUUUCUGAAACACAGAUGAGUUGUGUACUCCCAGAUCAAUAGAUUGAAUACAGAGAGAGCAUGUCAGUAUUGAUAGAUUUUGGUAUCUGGCUGAUAUCAGCAGAAAAAGGCUUAAUUCUAUAAAAAAAAUAGAAUAUGAUCUUAUUCUAUAUCGAAUUGAGCCUAAAAGAGCACAACUCCUCACAUAUGGGAUGUGAUGUUGUUAGUUGUUAUGAAAAGUGCUUCAAUUACAAAUUACAGAAAUGUACAGGAACUGCAAGUUUAUAAAUAAGAAAUAGGAAAUGUCAGAUAGACAGAUCAGUAAUUGUUAGCAUUUUAGAUUUCAUCCAGAUCCAGAAUUGAAAAGAAGGUACUGUUUCAUGUCUAGUUGGAAAAAAAAAAAUCCAAUCUCAUCACUGCAAAACUACAGAAGUUUACAUUUGUGGGCGGAGCAUGGAUAGGUCAGUCACACUUAUUCAACUCAAAUGUAUUUAUAUAGCGCUUUUUACAACAAAUGUCUCUAACUUGCAUAGACAUUUGGUAAGAUGAUUUAUGAUUCUUAAUAAAUUAUAAGUCUAGAUUUUCAGGGGAUGAACUUUAAAUGAAUUAAAUAAAUAAAAAAAACUCUUGCACCAACAACUGAAUUGACUUAAUGGAAGUCAUGAGGGCAAAAUCUACCUUUUGUGUGGCAUCACUUUUAAAAUGCCAUUAUCUAAUCUUGUAAAAACUCUGACCCCAGUAUAUGUAUGUGUGUGUGUGUGUGUGUAUGCAUGAGUGUUUGUUUGCACUGCACUCUUGGAUCAGAUGAUACCCCCAGUUAGAGGCCUAUCUCCGAUCUCUCCAUUGCGCUAGCCUCAGCACUGGGUCUGCGCCAGCCCUUUGAAUUGAAUGUGAGCAGAAAGACUCGUAGGUCAGCACAAAACUGUACAAAAAAAAAAAAAAAAAGAAAGUCAGCAGCAGCAGCAGCCUGUCACGCUCAACGCGCUCCGAUCUCUCUCAGCGGGGCCCCCUCCGGGCCCUCGUCGGCUCUUACCUUGUCCUAUGGAUCCCGGGGCCCCUGUAGAGACAGCCGUUUUAAGCCAAUUUGAGAUUAAUGCCUGGGUUCAAUCGAUCUUCAAUUGAGGCCACUGCAAAGGUUCAAUGACAGAUGUGUCAUAGUGUCUUUUCUUUCCCUCCUUUUUUAUUCCGAAGACGUUUUCGGCUUGGAGGAAGGACAAAAAAAAAAAAAAAAUGGCCCGUAUUGUGAACUCGCUUGAAUCCAGGCCGGUGUGAUGUUUUAAAGACUUGACGUAAUGAGAAAGAUGAAGUAACAUGGAUGCCCCCCUUUGAGAAAACUAAACACGGAAAAGAAAUCUGGACGAUUCCAAAGACGUCAGCACUGUUGAUUGUGUCCGAGAGAUCAUAAACGGUUCGAGGGAAACUUUGUAUAUGAUCUAAUUGUAAAACUUGUACAUUUUAUUUAUAUUGUUGUUUCUUUUUUUACACAUAUUUCCUCUGUAGUGAGCUCUGAAUUCAUUGAAAAUGCACUAUAUUUUUCUAUCUCACUCGCAAAAACGCUUAGUCACCCGGACUAUUUCAGUUGUACAUAAUUUCUCAUUUAGGACCAAAGACGGCUGAUAGGCUUCCAUUUUAGAGUUUUUUUGUUUGUUUCGUUUGUUUUGUUUUUAGUUUUAUUAUUUUUGCGUCUUAGGUUUAAAUGUACAGUAAAAUAAAUGGUCGAUUUAUUAUUUAUUUUUCUGUGACGAUAGUAUGGAGAGUAUUCAUUGGUCAAAAAGUAUUUUCCCCAGCUGCAGAACUGUAAAAUCAUUGACUAGACCUAUUUCUUUCUUUUUUUUUUUUUUUUUGCUUUAUUUGCUUUGUAAUCUUUUGACCUUUGUAAUAGACUGUACAUAUAUUUUUGGAAAUAUAAUACAAUCUCUAUAGAAAUGUG